Centruroides sculpturatus (bark scorpion) is the source of this 2294-nucleotide messenger RNA. RefSeq names its product integral membrane protein GPR155-like. The record is from RefSeq and is a predicted model, not a curated record. Gene Ontology annotation, cellular component: membrane. The transcript has 13 exons. NCBI's taxonomy places the organism in Eukaryota, Metazoa, Arthropoda, Arachnida, Scorpiones, Buthidae. Gene Ontology annotation, biological process: transmembrane transport. Bases 366 to 2294 code for a protein of 642 amino acids.
AAAAGCAUAGAUCCAGCCUUAUUCUGCUUUACUUAAUAAACAUCUGUUGUCAUAGAAGACUCGAUACUUACUUGACCUGAUUUCCCGUAAUAUUUGAUUGCGUUUUACAAGUCGUGUUGAUAAUUGUAUAAAUGGACGUUUAGAAAACAGCCUAUACUGCUAUAACAGUAGUAAUGAUGAAAUUAGAGUCAAGGUGAACAUCCAUAAGAUGCAUUAUGGGUACGAUCAGCUUUAAGAAAAAUGCGGCAAAUGAUGAUAAAUAAUUUCACUCGUCAACUUUAAAUUAUAUCUCACAUGAAGUCAGUUGAUGCCUGUUUGAUAAUAUCACAUAUAUCUUUUCAUCUGGUUCAGUAAUUAUAACCAGAAUGAAAGCUUAUCCAGCAGUUCCAAUUUUAUCAACAUUUAUCUCUGAAUUGAAUUCUUCAAUUCAACCCAAAGUUGUAGACUUUUCUAAAACUGAAGUAUGGAAUAUUACUGAUACCGCUGAAGAUUUAGCCGUGAAUCAAUUAUUACCCACUCUUGCAGAAUGUUUUGUUAUUGUACUUUGCGGUUACAUCUGUGGCCGAUUUCAAUAUAUUUCUUCAAAUGAAAUAAAAGGCUUGACGAUAUUUGCUUCUCACUUCGCUCUACCUUCUCUCAUCUUCUUGAAUCUAGCAACAAUAGAUUUGCAUAAUGUCCAUUGGCUAUUUAUUAUAGGAAUCAUCCUAGGAAAAUCGCUAAUAUUCUUGUUUGUUGCCACAACAACGGCUUGUUUUUAUCGACCUUUCAAUUUAGCAUUGAUUGGGAUAUAUGGAAUUUUAUGUACUCAAGGAAGUGAUUUCAGCCUCGCUUAUCCAGUCGUACAAUCAAUUUUCGGAAACGCCCAGUCAUCUUAUCCCGGAUAUAUGUACAUUAUCGCACCUCUGUCUCACGUACUCUUUAAUCCCAUCGGAUUUUUGUUAAUGGAAGCGGAGAAAGCUCGUACUCAACAUAUCAUCCCCUCUACUCGCAGCAGGUGUACCUAUCAUCCGAUAAUAUUCAAUGUUUUUCGUGGUGUGGCUAAAAAUCCUUGCGUAAUUAUGACGGUACUCGGCAUCCUGGCUAACCUUCUCUUUUCCGGUUAUUUACCUUAUAUUAUCGAGCGUAUAUUAAAGAUGUUAUCUUCUUCAUUCUCAGCAAGUAUUUUAUUUCUCUUGGGUUUCACUUUAUUUAGUUCAAAUUCUAAAUUGAAAUCUGUCAAUUUAACUUCAAUUCUACUCAUUCUAUUUAAAAUGUUUGUUGCUCCAUUUAUUCUCUAUGUAUCGGUGAAAGUAGUUUGUCAUGUCUGCGUUGACAAGAGUGAUCUUGCAAAUUAUGCCUUUGUAUAUGGAACCGUACCGAGCGGGCCCAUUGUUCUUUUGUUUGCUACACAAUACGGAUUAUCAACAGAAAUGUUGUCUUCUACUUUGGUUCUCAACAAUAUCUUCUCGGCUCCACUGAUCUUUAUUGCUUCCAAACUAACAGAAUUUACAGGAAAAAAUGUCAAUUCAGCACAGUUUAUAUUAGAUGAUUGUAUAUUAUAUAUCAGUGUGGUAUCUUUAUUUGCAUCCACUUGGAUGUUCAUAAUAUCUCUGGUCAAAGGAAAAUGGAAAAGAAUUCCUUAUUUGAUGAUAUUCAAUAUUGCAAUUUGUCAACUUAUCAUUUCCUUCGGAGUUGUACUUUGGAAAUUCAAAUUUUCUGAAAAAUCGUUAUAUUAUAUACAGCUGAUAAUGAUCAUAGGAGGAACCUUGUCGAAUCGAGUUUGGACUUCACUUCUCUCUGUCGGUUUAAUGCUUCUUCGAAAGAAUAGUUUUGCUUCUAUUAUGAAUUUAAACUUAAUUAUAUUUAUAACAAUCUUAGGAUUUUGUGUACCUGGAGUUAUUGUAACAAGUUUAGCUUUAAUGAAUUCCAAUAGAAAUGAAAUUAAUCAAACAAAUCAAGUAAUAUCUAGUUAUAUUCAAGGAACCAUCGUGGUAAUUACUGUUAUAAGUUUACUUCUGACAGUUUCUGGCUUACUAGGCUAUUGUCGUCAUUCGAUUCCUAAACUACCGCUUUGGAUAAAGAAAGAAAACUCUUUGAAUUCUGAUACCAACGUUCAUACACAUUCUUCUUCUUCUUGUCUUAAAACUCGAUCUUCACAACAAGAGAAAUCGGAAUCCAAACCGUCUCUUAAUGUCGAAGAACAAUUGCAGAAAUCAGUAUUAAUCAAUGCUUUACCAGUAUGUCUGGCAUUAGAAUGGAAAAAUGUAGAAAUAACAAAAUGUAACUUUUCUCAAAUUGGAAAUAUACAAAGGUAA